CGCGCCUGCCCUGGGCGGGGGCGCCGCGCAGCAGCGGCUGCUGACGGGAAAUGGCGGGGGGCGAUGGCUGAGGGGUUCGUUGCUGUGGACGAAGUGACUGAGGGAAAACGAGGCCUAGACCGGCCGGUCCAGGCCAGCAGAUAAAUGCACCUAAAACCUGUGCUGCAACAAUAACGAGGGAAAGAAAGAAGAAAGAAGCUAUUUACUGAUGUCUCCCGAUGGCAAUAUCAACUUCCUCAUCCAGGAUAUCCCUCGCAAGAGAACAGUCUGUGCUACUGGAGUUUGUCACCUUGGCAGUAUCAGAGGGCCACCAGGAUCUGAGCUUGUUUUGAAAAACCAAGCAGCAGCUCAACACUGGAAUUACGAGACACUGCAAAUGCACGAAGAACUUCUCCUUCUGGCAGUCAGCUGAUGCCUUGAAGCAUGAGGUGUGAUAACUUUGAUAUCAGUGGAAUGACAGGUUACUCAUUGUCAUUACACUGGCUGGCAGCACAGAGCAGAGAACGGUGGAAAAGCCUUUGGAAAGUAAGAAGUGUCUGCAGUCCAGCGGCUGCUGUGACUCACUGGGGGAUUUCACAUGGGAACGACUGAAAGCAGACACAGAAGAAAGGCCUUCCAAAGCACUGGCUUGUUCAGAUAGUAUGAAAGAGCAGAGAUAAAGAUAAAACCCUUCAGUGAGGGCAGCAGAGCGACUGGGAAAGCAGCCCGUGCCCUCAGGGUAUUGUAUGAAUGGAGAAGCGCUCCGCUCUGUAUUCAUGCGCUUUCCUCAAGCGCUUGAGCCACGGAUUGUAAUGUCAGAGCAGCAGCACUCCUUGAACUGGGGAAGGCAGUGCCCUGAGAAGCAGCUAAGCACGCACGUGUGGAUGCUCCAAUGCAUGACUUCAAAACGGAUGUGUAGCGUGUGAAUGCACACGAGUAUGGGUGGGGUGUAGAUGUGCCUGUAUGACCUCCAUCUGUGGGGUGUACGGGAACACGCCAGCCGUGCUGGGUGGGGGAGUGAGGACCUCCUCUCCUCCCGGCUGUGCUGUCUGGCUGAGCCUUGGCAGCAGGAGGAAAUGCCACCAUUCUCUGAAGAAAUCAGAAACACAAAGCUCUUGGUUUCCAGCGCUACCAGUCAGGUUCUGUUCCCCCACCCACUGGCAGGAGCCAGCUCUAUCGUGAGGAAGCGCCCUGUAACCCUGUGGUCUUCCUCUGGUCACCGUUAGUCAUCAUUUCCCCACAUGACAAACCCGUUGAGUUCCCCAAACCACCCUGCUGCCUGACAGGCGAGUGGCGUUCCAGGUGCAGCUGCCCGAAGCCUGCCCGCCUGUCGCACGCACGCGUUGCUCCGUGACAGCAGCACAGCUGUACGUGCCCUUGCUUCACCCCGGCUGCAUACUGCGAGCGUUUUGGGAAGACUCCUCUCUUCUCCCCAGGAGCGAGCAUUGUGGGGGGGCUCUGCCAGCUGCUGCCUCCCCCUCCUUAAAGCCAGCAGCACACUUUACAAGGACAGCUCCCAGCGCGCCCAGCAACUUCCGUGCUCGGCAUCCCCCAGCAGCAGCCUGCACCCCGCACCCCGUCCGGGUCCCGCUUGUCUCGGCCCCGCCCGGCUCUCACUAGCGCCCCUAGGCGGGAGCCGUGCCGCUCUGCGCCUUCAUGCAAAUGAGCGUGGAACGGCAGGUACUGAUUGGCUGCGGCGCACAGCGCCGGCGCCACCCCCGGCGAGGACAGGAGCCGGUGGCGGGGGGCUGCAGCCAGGUGCGCUGCCGGGACUGCUGCUCUGCCCACCCGCCUGCCGCGUUGCCCGCUCCAUCGGCGGCACCAUGACCGUCGCACGGCUGGACCAGGGGCAGCGCUACCGCCCGCGAAUGGCCUUCCUAAAAAAGAUUGAAGCACUUAUAAUGGAGAUGCAGAACCCAGACACGGGCAUCAAGACGCAGACUCAGAGGGUGAUGAUCACAAACAUCCCACAUGCCGUGGCAGGUAAUGAUAUAUUUCAGUGGAUUCUCCAGCGUUUGCAGAUCACUAAUGAAGAGGCAUUACACCUGGGGGACCUGUUUGUCAAAUAUGGAUACAUCUACCCUCUUCAGGAGCCAAAGAAUCUCACCCUUAGGACAGAUGGCAUCCUGUACAGGUUUCAAACCCCGUAUUUCUGGCCCGCACAAAGCUGGCCUGCUGAUGACACCGACUAUGCAAUUUACCUAGCAAAGAAGAACAUUAAGAGGAAAGGGAUUUUAGAAGAAUAUGAAAAGGAACAUUACAACAUGCUCAAUAAAAAAAUAAACUACAAGUGGGAUUUUGUUAUUAUGCAGGCCAAAGAGCAGUAUAAGGCAGGAAAGGAGCGGAAGAAGGCGGACAGGUACGCUCUGGAUUGCCAGGAGAGAGCAUACUGGCUUGUGAACCGAACUCCUCCCGGCAUGCUGGACGUCCUGGAAUAUGGAAUAGACCGUGUAACGGAUCCCAAUGAAGAUAAGGUAAACCAGAAAAAAACAAUGGAUGUUUAUAGGAGAGAGAUCAUGUACUAUCAGCAGGCCAUCAUGAAGUCCAGAGUGAAAUCUUCUGUCUCCCUUGGAGGGCUUGUGAAGUACUCUGAGCAGUUUCUCUCCAAUGAUCCUAUCCUGUCUGGAUGCCUCCCUAGCAACCCUUGGAUCACAGAUGACCCUGAGUUCUGGGAUCUCAAUGCAAAGCUAGUGGAAAUCCCCACCAGAAUGCGUGUGGAGCGAUGGGCUUUUAAUUUCAGCGAGCUGAUACGAGACCCAAAAGGUCGGCAGAACUUCCAGCUCUUCCUGAAGAAGGAGUUCAGCGGAGAGAACCUGAGUUUCUGGGAAGCCUGCGAGGAUCUCAAAUAUGGAGACCAGUCCAAGGUCAAAGAAAAAGCAGAAGAAAUUUACAAGCUCUUCCUGGCCCCGGGAGCCAGGCGUUGGAUUAACAUCGAUGGCACAACAAUGGGCAUCACGGUCAAAGGCCUCAAGCACCCUCACCGCUAUGUUUUAGAUGCUGCUCAGACCCACAUUUACAUGCUGAUGAAAAAGGACUCCUACGGCCGCUAUUUAAAGUCUCCAGUGUACAAGGAAAUGCUGGCCAAGGCUGUUGUGCCACAAGAAACUGUCAAAAAAAGUUCCAAUUUCCCGUUUGGACGCCGUCAUCUCCGCUCCAGCCCCAGCCCCAUCAUCCUGAGGCAGCGGGAGGAGGAAGCCAAAGCCAAAGAAGCCGCUGCCACCGUGGACAUCACGCAGGUCAUGAGCAAGCUGGAUCGAAGGAGCCAGCUCAAGCAGGAACCUCCCAAGUAGGCUCUGAGCCCUGCAGGGCACAGCGCAGGGAAAAGACAAGCUGAGGGCGGUGUUGAGCUUCGUCUCCCCUUCCUGAAGGUGUCAGUGCUGCUUUAGGUUUCCCAGGCCAGCUCUCUGCCAGCAGCCUGCUUCCUGCAUGUUGCCAUGGCUUCUGCAGCAGCAGAUGUCACUUCCCAGGCACCUCGGGCAUGGGAGUGCUGCUGAAGCCAGGCUGCUGGCUGUGCCAGAUUCACAGCAUGGGGCCAGAAUCCCUCUGUGUGCACCGUGAUGGGGGAUGCCUUCUGGCUGCCCCAAGCCCCAGGAGACUGGGCAGCCUGUGUGCCUCUCUCUGUCUUCUGCUCCUCCAGGAGCUGGGAUGGCAUGAGGUAGAGUGAAGCUGUGCUGUCCCAGACCUUUGGGUUCAUACUGACCUUCCUUGGAGCAGCAGUGGAGGACUCUCAGGGAGCAGAGCAAGGCACCCCACCUCAGAGUGUGUCCGUGCUGUGUCCAUCCUCUCAGCAGGAUGUGCACCCUCCUGUGGGGUGCCUCCACUGAGAGGAGCGGUCACAUAAAUUCUCCAUCUGCUCUAAGGCACUUCAGGUAUCCUGCACCUCCAAAUCAGUGCAAAGGAGCUGCAGGCAGAAGAGCUGGGUAGACUUCUUGUGAGAAUAGUACAAGGAGCAUUUCUGAAGAUUUGGGUGUCCCUUUGAAUUUUAAUGACAAUCCCAAGUCCCGCUGGCACGCUGGAGAUCAGUGGAAAGCUCUGCUCUCUCUCCAUUCCCCUGCACACAAUGAGCUAGGUGUGCAGGCUUAGAGCUGUCUCUCACAGGAGCUUGCAGGAGUGCUUGAGAGAUGCUGCCAUAUCUUUGUGCUUCUUUUAUCAAGUCCUUUCUGCCUCUUGUCUUGUCUUUUUCCUGCUAUUCUGUUUUCUGUAAAAUAAAAAAUAAAAAAAGUAACAGGAGGUAGUUCCAGUCACUGGUUUGUAGCCCAGAGGCAAAGAAAAGUCAGGGCAGAGGUGUUAAGAGCUGAUUUCAAGUUUAAGUAGUGUUUUUUUUCAUUUGUGCUGUCUCUUUUGCUCCUUAGAAUAAGGAAAUCUAAACAACUAUGUUAGCACUAAAGAGCUUGGGGAGAUUCCAGGCUUUGCUGGGAAGCCCCAGCCUGUCUGGACCAGGCUGAUGAUUAUCAGAACUGGGAAGAUUCCUGCAAAGCUCGGUAAAGGCAAUGGGGUGGGGGUGGUGAGGCAGAAAAUCUUGUUUGUUAGAACUUAGGGGAAGCAGACAGGAAACUUCUUAAAUCCUCUUUGCAUUGUUCAUCCAUUUUUACUACUGGAAUGAAUUUGCAGGAAAACGGAGAUAGAGAAACCUGUGUGUGAGUGGGAACUCUCAGGUCCAUAUAGACCAGCCUCUCACUGAGAAGGAGACAGCCAGGCCUUAGGCCCAAGCAGCUUUGAACAGGAUUCUUGCUCUCCCUGUGCAUAUUAUCGGGGCAGAAUUAGGGCUACAUGAUCUGAUCUGGUGUCACUGCAGAACCAGCCUCCGUUUUGCAGCUGAGCUCUGGAGAUUUCCAUGACCUCUGUUAACCUAAUGGUGACAUAACCUUUUUAGAGGAAUUGAAAGCAAGUUGCGUGAGUCUUUUGCUCUGAUGUCAAGGCCUGCUCGCUAAGUCUCUGCUCCUGUUCCCAAAGGAAUCAAUGGUAAAUUUUGCAAUACCAUAAGGGGGAGCAGACUCAAAUGAAAAUGCUUAAAACCACAAGGCUUAUUUACACAAGGUAGCAAGCACCAUCCGCUUACCUUGACAAGAGAGCACUGAAGGGUACUCAGGAGCUUGGCGGGGUUGGUUUAAAGCUGUUUGGAUGUGAUGAGCUCUAUGCUCUUUUCAGUGUUUGUGUAACAUGGAGCACUGAACGUGUUGGGAUUGCCAGUAGUAGUAACAUGUGGAAGAUCAAGUCAGGAUAUAAAUAAUAAAUAACAAAUCUGUGUGUUCCAGUCAGUCCCUCUGAUUCUACUUCUGUUUUGUCUGUAGCUUUGCUUUUUAUGUUAUCUCUAUCCAUUCCUUUCUCUGAUUAUUUUUUUAUUUUAUCAUCUCAGCUUUACAUUGCUGUCCCACUGACAAGGGUUAAUGCUGCCUGUUCUGGAGCCCCAGUACUUGUGAAACACCAGUCCCACACUCACAGGCAGAAGCUGGCUCUGUUCUGCUUAUAGGCUGAAUAAGCUGGUGUGAUGCAGUGUGCCACUCCUUGGUCCCUUGCUGCUCGGUCCCUAAAGAGGAAGGUUGUGUGGUACAGAGUGUGACCGUGGUACAACUUGAACUUCACUUUAUGUCAGCCAAGAAAUUGUUUGUUUCCGUUGGAAAUCGGAGCACUAUGUUGUUUGUUUCUUGGCCAUUGCUUUCAUGCAUUCAUCUGUCUAAUGAAAAUAAAUGUAGAAAAUGAAAAAAAAAAAAGA
Messenger RNA from Numida meleagris (helmeted guineafowl), 5692 nucleotides. It is a transcript of the gene RGS9, whose product is annotated as regulator of G protein signaling 9. The transcript is spliced from 19 exons. NCBI's taxonomy places the organism in Eukaryota, Metazoa, Chordata, Aves, Galliformes, Numididae. The record is from RefSeq and is a predicted model, not a curated record. Bases 1803 to 3269 code for a protein of 488 amino acids. Gene Ontology annotation, biological process: G protein-coupled receptor signaling pathway; intracellular signal transduction; regulation of G protein-coupled receptor signaling pathway.